UAGUCAAUUUGCACGACUAUUGCACAAAAGGCACCAUGGCUUCUCUCUUGCAAUUCGUCCAUAUUUUGUCUACAGCUCUUGUCAUCUUCACCUCCUCUGCAGCAUCAAAUCCGAGACCCCAGCCGUACGUGGUCUAUAUGGGGAGUUCUUCAAAUUACAAUAAAUUGGAUUCGGAUGCAGCAAAGUUGUCCCAUUUGCAAUUGUUGUCCUCCAUUAUUCCAAGAGAAGAGAGGGACAGACUUUCUAUACGACACUCAUAUCAACACUCUUUUAGUGGAUUUUCAGCAAUGCUUACCGAGGAUGAAGCUUCUAUAUUGUCGGCUCACUCAAAGGUGGUAAGCGUAUUUCCUGAUCCCGUUCUAAAACUCCAUACGACACGUUCUUGGGAUUUCUUGGAACAACAGUCCAAAAUCAGAUUGAACUAUCAUCUUGAUCAGAUAUCAAGUGAUAUUAUUGUUGGAGUCAUAGACACAGGUAUAUGGCCAGAGUUGCCCAGUUUCAGUGACAGGGGUGUUGGCAAGAUCCCGUCAAGGUGGAAAGGAGAAUGCAUGGAAGGACCUAAUUUUAAGAAGUCCAACUGCAAUAGGAAAAUAAUAGGCGCCAGAUUCUAUGACGAUUUUGAUCUUUCUACCAAACCUCUUGGUAAUAAACCAAAUAAGCGUCAAGGCUCACCAAGAGAUGCAGUAGGCCACGGGACUCACACUGCAUCAAUAGUAGCUGGAACAGCAGUUGCUAAUGCCAGUUAUUAUGGCCUUGCAAGGGGCAAAGCAAAGGGUGGAGUACCCUCGGCUAGAAUAGCUGCAUACAAGGCCUGCUCAACAGAUGGUUGCAGCGGUUCCACCAUCCUCAAAGCAAUCGAAGAUGCCCUCAGUGAUGGGGUGGACAUCAUAUCAAUUUCGAUCGGUCAGAGUUCAGUUUUUCAGCCUGAUUUUCUGAGUGAUCCAAUAGCCAUUGGAGCUUUCCAUGCUGCAGAGAAAGGAGUAAUGGUCAUAUGCUCAGCUGGAAAUGAAGGGCCUGAACCUUAUACCGUUGUUAAUUCAGCUCCAUGGCUGUUCACUGUGGCAGCAUCCACUGUCGACCGUGAUUUGCAGUCCAUUGUGAUUCUUGGAAACAAAAGAUCCUAUCAGGGGACUGCAAUUAAUUUCUCGCCUCUGAACUCAUCAAAAGCUUAUCCUCUUGCAUUUGGAGAAAAUGUUGCAGCUCGUUUUGUCUCUCCAUCAGAUGCAAGGAAUUGUGCUCCAGGGUCGUUAGAUAGCAAAAAAGUUGCUGGAAAAAUAGUGAUUUGUUUGAAUGAUAACCCAACAAUAUCAAGGAUGAUCAAGAAGCUGGUAGUAGAAGAUGCAAAAGCUAAGGGUUUGAUAUUAAUUGAUGAGGAAAAAAGAAGUUCACUACUUGAUUCCGGCAUAUUUCCAUUUACAGAAGUUGGGAAGCAGUCAGGAUCUCCAAUUCUCAACUAUCUAAAUUCGACCAAGUAAGAGUAACACUUUCCUCUCUAAAUCCAUGUGAAGUCAUUUAUUUUAAUUCAAGAGUAGCUUUUCAAUUUUGCCGAGAAGGCUUUGUUGAGUGGCUAUUCCUUUCUUACUUCUUAAAUUUCACCUCCACCUCUCCCCUGUUAGAAAAAAUUAUCUAGUAUACAUUUUUAAAUUUAAAUCUAAUAGAAUGACCGGAUGGGUUAAAUCAUCCAUCAGUUUGCUUUCUUGUCCUCAAACUUGCUAAAGCUUAGGAAACC
Coffea eugenioides is the source of this 1729-nucleotide messenger RNA. RefSeq names its product CO(2)-response secreted protease-like. Gene Ontology annotation, biological process: proteolysis. The coding region runs from base 36 to 1475 and encodes 479 amino acids. NCBI's taxonomy places the organism in Eukaryota, Viridiplantae, Streptophyta, Magnoliopsida, Gentianales, Rubiaceae. Gene Ontology annotation, molecular function: serine-type endopeptidase activity. The record is from RefSeq and is a predicted model, not a curated record. The transcript is spliced from 8 exons.